AUGGCUAAAUACAAUUCUAUACUUUGUGACGAAACAACUGAUGUUUCCACACUAGAACAAAUGACAAUUUGCGUUCGUUAUGUCGACGUAACGACUUGGGUUAUUCGAGAAGAUUUUCUAGGAUUUAUUGAGAUGGUUGCAACUACUGGUACGGUAAUUAAAAAUACUAUCAAACAAAAUCUAGUUUCUAUAGGUUUAAAUAUUGAAAAUAUUCGAGGCCAAGGUUACGAUGGUGGUAGUAACAUGUCUGGACGAAUAAAUAGUGUUCAAGCUCUUAUUCUGAAUGAGCAACCUUUAGCUUUUUACACCCAUUGUUUUAACCAUUCUCUCAAUUUGUGUUUAUCCAAAGCAUGCGAAGUAUCCGCAAUAAGAAAUAUGAAUGGAAUUAUUUCUACUAUUUCAACUUUUUUUUCUGAUUCUGCAAUACGUGACAAUAAACUUAAAUCUAUAAUUAAGUCAGAUGAAAAAAAUAUUAUAAAAAAAAAUAAACUCAAGACAUUAUGUGAGACUCGUUGGGUUGAGAGGCAUGAUGCAUUAAUUACAUUUAAAGAAUUGUUUUUGUACAUCAUAGAAGCUUUAGACGACUAUGAAAAUAAUGGUAGAAAAUCAGAUUCAUCAAGUAAAGCUGCGAUGUAUGGUAGUGCUAUUAGAAAAAGCGAUUUUAUUGUUUCAUUAGAAGUAGCAGUUUUUAUUUUUUCUUAUACAUUAAAUUUAAGUCAAAUUCUUCAAAGUGAACAACAAGACUUAUCGAAAGCACUAAAUUAUGUUGUAACUGUACAAGAAUCUUUAGAAUUUAUUCGUAAAAAUGUUAAAAAUCAUUUCAAAAAUAUAUUUAGUGAAGUACUUAAGAUUGCUUCUAAAAUAGACGUCGAUAUUAAAAUACGUCGAUAUAAUGAAUAG
Molecule: messenger RNA, 900 nt
Organism: Metopolophium dirhodum (rose-grain aphid)
Lineage: Eukaryota; Metazoa; Arthropoda; Insecta; Hemiptera; Aphididae
Product: 52 kDa repressor of the inhibitor of the protein kinase-like
Exons: 1
Coding region: 1-900 (299 amino acids)
Source: RefSeq, a predicted model, not a curated record